GUAGUGUCUAUUUGAUAGUGCAGUUAAAAUGCCUUCAUUCCAUAGGUCGUUAGAUAUCUCUAUAGCUAAGUUAAAACAUAUAUUCGAUCUACAGACGUGUUUUAGCUCUUAGCAGUCAGCUCUAGAGUAAGGUAGUUCUUUUAUGGCAACUGCUAAAGCAAGCAAUGGUGUCAGCAUGUACUCAAAUAACAUCGGAGGCCGCAAAAAUCAACCACCACCAAUCCCAGUGUCCCUCCCUCAUAUCAGUGUGCCUGGAAACUCGGAGGAGGAUGCAAAGAGAAGUCUCUCGAGGUGUACCUCUCUACCCAAUGACAUUGAUGCAACUGUAACAGUCCAGCUAAGGAAUACGUCCUCUCGAUCUAGAAGGAAAGCUCAACUGCAGAGGAACUCAGUAGCUAUUACAAGUAGUGAUUACUACAAUCAGAGGAGGCCGCAGGUUUCUCAACUGGCUGUCAAACAACAACUGCAUGUCCCACUGCGAACCACUACAGCUCCACAGUCACUGCAUCCAAUUACUGAGAGUGAAAAAGAAGAGUACAUGAACAAACGCUCAUCAAUGGUGGCUGACAUACACGACCUUAAUGGAUUGCAAAUCACAGAUGCAAGGCUGUUUCGUUAUCGCUCUAACUCUUCCAUUGCUAUCUCGCGACCCACCACCCCUCAAAUCACUAUCCCACAAGUAGGCAGAAUCAAGAGGCAUCCUUCGAAUGCAUCAACCAUAAACUCGAUUGGUCGAGCAGACUCAAUGCUAUCUCUGACGGACAGUCAUUACACCCCAUCCCCUGGUACUCCUCUACGACAGUUAUCUUCUCUCAAGAUGAACCCGCAAGCAGUUCCACUCACUGCUGCUACAGAGCAUCAGUUCCUACCACUUUAUAUCAACGCUGAGUCAGGCCAAAUGUAUAUGUUUGAGGACGGCUAUUACGUACCAAUAACUCAUGACAAUAUGAUUACGUUCCAGGAGAUGUCUAUCAACAAACCUCCUAUACCAGAUCGUCGCCAAAAGGAUUCUACAGUGAGCUCUCAACCACAACCCUCCAGAAGGAGGGCUCCUCCCCCACCCCCUAGUAGGAUAAUGACAGCACCCUCCGAUUACCUCCUCUUUGUACAGAUCUUAAUUAUCAUGUUUACUCUGUGUCUCAAUCUUCCCGUUCUCAUCCUCUGCUCUUUACCAGCUCUCAUUUGUUCUCUGCAGGUGAGGAAGGCAAACAGGAAUGGAUAUUACGAAGCAGCCAAGAAGGGAUCCGAGUGUGUGAUGUGUUUCAGCAUCCUUGGGAUAAUCUUCCAUGUGUUUGCUAUACUAGCUGUUAUAGCAACAUUUCUCUUACUGCAUUUCUUAGGAGGAUAUUUUACUUUACAAUAACAGAUAAUGUGUUUCUGUUUAUGUUUAAUUGUUAAUUAAUUUUUGUCACAACUUUUUCCUAAUAACCGCGGCUUACAAAUGAGACAAUAAG
Messenger RNA from Halichondria panicea, 1454 nucleotides. RefSeq lists its product as uncharacterized. Gene Ontology annotation, cellular component: membrane. Lineage: Eukaryota; Metazoa; Porifera; Demospongiae; Suberitida; Halichondriidae. The coding region runs from base 143 to 1363 and encodes 406 amino acids. The transcript is spliced from 4 exons. The record is from RefSeq and is a predicted model, not a curated record.